Messenger RNA from Panicum hallii, 2095 nucleotides. Its product is annotated as serine/threonine-protein kinase AtPK2/AtPK19-like. Gene Ontology annotation, biological process: protein phosphorylation. The record is from RefSeq and is a predicted model, not a curated record. The coding region runs from base 422 to 1882 and encodes 486 amino acids. Gene Ontology annotation, molecular function: ATP binding; protein serine/threonine kinase activity. The transcript is spliced from 7 exons. Lineage: Eukaryota; Viridiplantae; Streptophyta; Magnoliopsida; Poales; Poaceae.
GUGCGCCAAUUCUGAAGGCACCCGCCCCGUUUCCGCUUUCCCCUUCCUUCCUCCUCGGCACUCCUCGCUCGCCACCACCAACCAAUCAUCCACGCGCCCCGAGGCCCCCGCGCUCCUCGCCGGCAGACGAGCACAACGGAUCAACGCCGGUGCAUCGUUGCUAUCCCUCCCUCCCAUCGGCGAAAGCAUUGACUGCUUCGGCUUCAUGAGUUCAGGGAAAGCACUGGCAUCCAGCAGCUCUUAUUCACCAGUGAACAGCACCAUCUUCUUUCUCUGCCUUUUUGCUGGAUACUUGGGAAUUCCUGGUGGAAGCUUCCACUUGCUUAAGGCUAUUCGCAGUGGAGGAAGCCUAAUUUAGUCCUCACUGUGGCAGAAGUCUUAGUUCAGAAGCCUUUCCUAGAAGUUGCUAAGCCUUUAAAACAUGGUUUCUUCUCAGCCUUCCACUCUGACAGAAACCCUCGCACAGGGCCCCAACCUCUGCCCAGUCAAGAUACUUCUCCCAAUGGGCCCCCCAGAUGUUGUCUCCUCAGAAAGUGUGGAGUACGAUUUCUCUGAUGUUUUCGGUUCCACCCCAGUCCAGACACCAACAAACCUUUGUGGCCAUGGUCCAGACAGUCCUGCGCUUACUGCUGAGUCCAAUGAAGAGGUUUACAAUGAUCCUGUUGUCAUCAUCAAGCGAUCCCAUUCUCUUGUCGGUCCAACAUCACUUGUUAGCCGGUCCUUGCGACUUAGCAAGCUCAGUCUAGGAAAAACAGCGGGAUCAUCAGAACUUGCAAAGUGCCUCUCAGAAGAAAAGGAAGGGGAACAAGGGCAGCUCAGCGAUGAAGAGUUUGAUAAUGCUACAACAGAGUAUGAGGGCGUUGGGCUUGAUGAUUUUGAAAUCUUGAAGCUUGUUGGCCAAGGGGCAUUUGGCAAAGUAUUUCAGGUGAGAAAGAAAAAUACUUCAGAGAUAUAUGCAAUGAAAGUUAUGAGGAAGGAUAAGAUAUUGGAAAAUAAUCAUGCUGAGUAUAUGAAAGCCGAGAGAGAGAUAUUGACAAAAGUCGACCACUCUUUCAUAGUGCAGCUGAGGUACUCAUUUCAGACGAAAUAUCGACUUUAUCUUGUCCUGGACUUCGUAAAUGGGGGGCAUCUUUUCUUUCAGCUCUACAAGCAAGGGUUAUUUAGGGAGGAGCUUGCACGAAUCUAUACAGCUGAAAUUGUAUCUGCUGUAGCGCAUCUUCAUGCCAAUGGAAUUAUGCAUAGGGAUCUCAAGCCUGAAAACAUCCUUCUGGAUGCCGAUGGCCAUGCCAUGCUCACUGACUUUGGCCUUGCAAAGGAAUUCUGUGAAAAUACUAGAUCAAACUCGAUGUGUGGCACUCUUGAGUACAUGGCCCCAGAAAUUAUUCUUGGUCGGGGGCAUGAUAAGGCUGCGGACUGGUGGAGUGUGGGAAUCCUCCUGUUUGAAAUGCUUACGGGCAAGCCCCCAUUUGUUGGGAACAGGGACAAAGUUCAGCAGAAGAUUGUAAAAGAAAAACUGAAGCUUCCUUCAUUUUUGUCAAGUGAAGCUCAUUCCCUCCUGAAAGGCCUGCUGCACAAGGAGCCCAACAAGCGGCUGGGCAGCGGCCCUAGAGGCAGCGACGAGAUAAAGAACCACAAGUGGUUCAAACCAAUCAACUGGAGGAAGCUGGAGGCCCGGCAGAUCCAGCCGAGCUUCCGGCCUAAUGUCGCUGGGCUGACCUGCAUUGCCAACUUCGACGAGUGCUGGACGAAGACGCCCGUGCUGGACUCGCCGGUGGCGACCCCCGCUGGCGGCGGGCACAACAACUUCGCGGGGUUCACUUAUGUCAGGCCUGCGCCGAUCCUUGAGGAGGUGCAGCCAUCGAGCUCUAGGCUGGAAGACUAGGGUGGUAGCGCAUUGGAAAUGUGCGUACAAUUUUGAUCGAGUGAUAUUGAAGUAGUGGGAUGUCUUCUGCGAUGUAUCUUCAGAAGAGACAUUGUUUCUGUGUCGUGUUGUAUACCAUCUGAAUAGGGACAGAUAGCUUGUUAUAUCAUGAUGUACUGGGAAGGUGAAAUGCGUUAAUGAUAAGCGAAUGCUGACGAAGUUUUAGUAAUCUAA